Coccomyxa subellipsoidea C-169 is the source of this 1599-nucleotide messenger RNA. Its product is annotated as T-complex protein, zeta subunit. Gene Ontology annotation, molecular function: ATP-dependent protein folding chaperone; ATP hydrolysis activity; ATP binding. Gene Ontology annotation, biological process: protein folding. Bases 1 to 1599 code for a protein of 532 amino acids. Lineage: Eukaryota; Viridiplantae; Chlorophyta; Trebouxiophyceae; Coccomyxaceae. The record is from RefSeq and is a predicted model, not a curated record. Gene Ontology annotation, cellular component: chaperonin-containing T-complex. The transcript has 9 exons.
AUGUCGUCUGUCAAGACGCUAAACUCCAAGGCCGAGGUCAUGGGCCGAGGCGCUGCACUCUUCAUGAAUAUUAAUGCAGCUAAGGGCCUGCACGAUGUGAUGCGAUCCAAUCUUGGUCCUAAAGGAACCAUCAAAAUGCUUGUGGGAGGAUCGGGAGAUAUUAAGCUCACAAAGGACGGGAACGUGCUGCUGAGAGAAAUGCAAAUACAGAACCCCACUGCUGUAAUGAUCGCCAGGACAGCAGUGGCGCAGGAUGAUAUUACAGGGGAUGGGACAACAUCGACGGUGUUGUUGAUAGGGGAGCUCAUGAAGCAGGCUGAGCGAUAUCUGAACGAAGGCUGCCACCCACGAGUCAUAGCAGAGGGGUACGAGCAUGCAAAGAAAGCGGCGCUGGAGUUCCUGGAUGGCUUCAAGGAGAAGCUGGAUGUGGAGGACAAGGAGAUCCUGCGCUGUGUGGCGCGCACAUCUCUGCGGACCAAGCUGUAUGAGGACCUGGCGGACCAGCUGACAGACAUAGUGGUGGACGCUGUCCUCACCAUCCGCAAGCCUGAUGAGCCCAUCGACCUCUUCAUGGUGGAGCUUAUGCACAUGAAGCACAAGCUGGACAAGGACACUCGGCUGGUGAAGGGGCUCGUGCUGGACCACGGCUCUCGCCACCCGGACAUGCCCAAGCGCCUCGACGACGCGCACAUCCUGACCUGCAACAUCUCGCUGGAGUACGAGAAGUCCGAGGUCAACGCCGGCUUCUUCUACAGCUCCGCCGACCAGCGUGAGAAGCUGGUGGCAGCUGAGCGCGCUGUCGUAGACACGCGCGUCCAGAAGAUCAUCGACCUCAAGCGCCAGGUGUGCAAGGAGACGGGGCAGGGGUUUGUGGUGAUAAACCAGAAGGGGAUCGACCCGAUGUCGCUGGACAUGCUGGCCAAGGAGGGCAUCCUCGCGCUUCGCCGCGCCAAACGCCGCAACAUGGAGCGCCUCACCCUCGCCUGCGGUGGCUUUGCGGUGAACAGCGUGGAGGAGUUGGCGCCGGAUGUGCUGGGGCACGCGGGGCAGGUGUACGAGCACAUCCUGGGCGAGGAGAAGUACACGUUUGUGGAGGACGUGCGCAACCCGCACUCCUGCACCAUCCUCAUCAAGGGCCCUAGCGACUACUCCCUCGCCCAGAUCAAGGACGCCAUCCGAGACGGCCUUCGCGCCGUCACCAACGCCCUCGCAGACGGCGCCGUCGUCCCUGGAGCCGGCGCCUUCGAGGUGGCGGCAGCGAAUCACCUGCAGGAGGUGACCCGGAAGGAGGUGGAGGGCCGCGCCAAACUCGGCGUGGCCGCCUUUGCCGAGGCGCUCCUGGGCAUCCCCAAGAUCCUCGCGGAAAACUCCGGCUACGACGCCCAGGACACUAUCAUUGCGCUGGGCGAGGAGGCUGCCAAGGGCAACAAGGUGGGCUUAGACGUGGCGACUGGAGAGCCGCUAGACCCAGUGCUGGCGGGUAUCUAUGACAACUUCCUGGUCAAGCGGCAGAUGCUGCAGAGCGCGCCGGUCGUGGCUUCUCAGCUGCUGCUCGUGGACGAGGUCAUCCGUGCCGGCAUGAACAUGCGCAAGGCGUGA